UUUUGAUGUUUGUUUCGUUCAAUCAAUUAAUCAUUUUUGAUCGGAAUCAAAAAUCGUGAUGUCAUUUCGAUUGAUUUAUCAUUUUGAUUUGAUUUGGUGAUGAUCGAUAAAUCAUCGAAUCGAAUCUAAAAUUGAACCGAAAGAAAAAUGUUACAAUUUAUGGAUUAAAAUUGAAUACAAAAAUAUUUGCUGAAAAAAAUCCCAAUCUGAUUGAUAGUAAACAUGGUAUUCGUAUGGGAGAAAUAUCACCGGAAUGUGAUGAUGCAAAGUCAAAUUUAGAUAUCGAUUGGAAUGGUUCACCAAUCAAUCAUACAUGUUAUCAUCGACAACCAUUUCCGAUUGAUUUAAAUAUUAAAUCAAUCGUUGAAUGUGAAAAAUUAUCAUCAAAUUAUAUGCCACAACAUUUUUGUAUCAAAGAUUCGAUUGAUUAUAAUCAAACUAUACCAACAUAUGGUGAUCAUCGUCCAUUAUGGCCAAAAUUUGGUGAAUAUCAAUUUGUUCCACCACAACGAUGGUUACAUAAUGUUGAGCAUGGUGCAAUCAUAAUGUUAUAUCAUCCAUGUACACAUCCAAUAAUGGUCGAUAAACUUCGAAAAUUAGUUAAAAAUUGUAUUCGUAAACAUAUUAUAACACCAGAUUCCACAAGAUUAAAUUAUAAACGACCAUUAGCAUUAAUUGCAUGGGGUUGUCGUUUACAAAUGAAUUUUGUUCAAACAAAUGAAAUUAUUUCAUUUAUUCGGAAACAUGCUUUACAUGGACCGGAAGGAAAAUUAUCCAAAGAAGGACAAUAUGAUUUUAAUCUGAUACGGCAAGCCGACAUUCCAAUCGGUUCCAAUUAUGAUGAUGAUAUUCUUUGUCCAUUUAGUUUUCGUUGAAUUCAAUGGGGGCAAAAGUGGAAAACCAAAACAGAAAAAAAUUUUUCAUCAAAAUCAUUCCUAAAUCUGUAAACGAAAAACAAAAAAGUUUUUCAAACAAACUA
Dermatophagoides pteronyssinus (European house dust mite) is the source of this 979-nucleotide messenger RNA. RefSeq lists its product as uncharacterized. The record is from RefSeq and is a predicted model, not a curated record. Gene Ontology annotation, cellular component: cytoplasm. Lineage: Eukaryota; Metazoa; Arthropoda; Arachnida; Sarcoptiformes; Pyroglyphidae.